Caenorhabditis briggsae is the source of this 516-nucleotide messenger RNA. The transcript has 2 exons. The record is from RefSeq and is a predicted model, not a curated record. Lineage: Eukaryota; Metazoa; Nematoda; Chromadorea; Rhabditida; Rhabditidae. The coding region runs from base 1 to 516 and encodes 171 amino acids.
AUGACUCAUUUUCCAGCAAUUUUUACAAUCGUCGCCACUAUCAUCUUGCUUCCGCUCUCUGCAUUUUUUAUAAUUCUUGGAUCCUUUACCCUGGAAAGAUGCUCCAUGGAACAUUAUCUUCCAAUCUGGAUGAUUCUUCUGGGCACUUUCUUGGCUAUCGACAGAGCUUUCGCUUGGAUUUUCGAGCUAAAUCUCUACUUUUUUAUGAAGGACAAUACGAAACCAGUUGAGGAGCUAGAAAUGUUAAAUGAGUGGGAAUUCAAAAAAUCUGGUCUAGAAUUACGGGUAUCCAAUUAUACACCGGUCACAGUAUGCGGUUUACUGUUUUUUUCUUUCGUUGGGACAUAUUUCCUUCAAAAUGUGUGGUACAUUCCGGAAUCUGGAGAUUGCAAUGACCUACUUAUCCUAACUUCAAUCAUCUUCUGUUCAAUAAUUCUUCUUCCUUGCUUUCUCGGACUAAUUUUCCUGUUUAUAUAUUGGAUUUUUCUGUGGCUCUUGUCAUGUUUUUUUGCUUGA